AUGUUUGUUUGCAAAAUAGAUCCAUUUCGAGAGACUAACGCUUUUUGUUCACAUUCCAUUCUUAAAUUCGGCUACAACUUUUUUACGCCUCACUGUUUUUCUAAGAGUAUAAACAUUGAUAUCUAUCUAUCUAUCUAUCUAUCUAUGUAUACUUAUGGCGCCGUUCUGAUGUGCCUAUUAACUGAAUCUCUCUCUCCGUUUCAGCUAUGUCACCAUUCAAAUAUGUGUAUUAUAUACCUGAGUCUGUUGAUAUCAGUCGUCCUAUCUGUACCCACUCCCUUGUUUUUAUACCCACCUACCUACCUACCUACCUAUCUAUCUAUCUAUCUAUCUAUCUAUCUAUCUAUCUAUCUAUCUAUCUAUCUAUCUAUCUAUCUAUCUAUCUCUCUCUCUACAUAUUUUUUUUUUCUAUAUCUGAUUCUAUUUUUGUUCCUUCUUCAAGCCUUUUUCUCCAAUAUUCUUCAUUCCUUUAUCUUCUUUCUUUUGUCCUUCUUUCUCCUCUUAUUUCCCUCAAAAUUCCUCCAUUCUCUACUGUCAAUCUACCUACAUUAUUUUUAUCUAUUCCUCAAUUCCUUUUGCUCUCACUCAAUCCAUUCCUUGUUCUUCUUCCUACUUUACAUACACACACAGGCACAAUCUCACACACACAUACAUACACACAUAGAGAGUCUCUCUCUCUCUCUCUCUCUCUCUCUCUCUUCCCCUUUGCAUUGA
Molecule: messenger RNA, 714 nt
Organism: Acanthosepion pharaonis
Lineage: Eukaryota; Metazoa; Mollusca; Cephalopoda; Sepiida; Sepiidae
Source: the annotation of a GenBank genome assembly